GAACUUUGGGCUACAAGGAGUAUGUUGGUGACAUGGAUGUGAAUGAGAUCCGAGAGUAUAUGCGUGCUCUUUUGGAAGCUCUUAAACAUGUUCACUCAUUUGGAGUCAUACACAGAGAUGUCAAGCCAAGCAACUUUCUAUAUGAUCGUGAUAAUAAGAGGUAUUUGUUGGUUGACUUUGGCCUGGCACAGCGAGUUUGUAGCUCUCCAGAUGAGCCCCCUCCUGCACACACCAAUACCAAAAAGAGGCCAAGAGACGAGGAAAUUGAGGAUUCUUCUAGUGCCAAGAGAUUAGCGCUAGACCUAUCUACAAGCAGCCGAACAAACAGUGGGGUAUCGGGUCCACCCAAUAAUGUGCUUGACAUAAGGAGGCCUGUAGUCAAGUGUCCUGUCGCGAAGAAUGGUGGUGCAAGUAACGUGGCUGUAGGAGGGGUCGUCGGCCAGUGCGCAUGCGCGAACGUGGGGGGAGUGUGCGCGCCCUGUAUGCGGAGGAAUACUGCGCGGGCGCCGCGAGCCGGGACGCAGGGGUUCCGGCCGCCCGAGGUGCUUCUGAAGUGGGCGCGGCAGGGCACGGCCGUGGACACGUGGGCGUGCGGCGUGAUCCUGGCGUCCCUGCUGACGGGCCGCUACCCGCUGCUGCGGGCGCCCGACGACGUGGCCGCGCUCGCCGAGCUGGCGGACCUGCUGGGAACCUCCGCCUUGCAGCGGGCCGCCGCCGCGCUCGGUCGCCGCUUGGUGGUGUCGGGCUCGCGGCCGGGCCUGUGUCUCCGGCGUCUGGCGCGACACCUGCGAGCCCCCCCGGACCCCGCGACCGCUCCCCCCUCGCCCCCCUGCCCGCGCUGCUUCCAGCCCACCGCGCGCUGUCUGUGUCUGGACGCGCGCCACAAGGGGGGCGUGGCUGAAGCCAGCGUGUGUGGGUUCCCGGAGAGCGCCUUCCAGUUGGCGGAGCAGCUUCUGGAGCCGGACCCUGCCGCGCGUCUCAGCGCUGCCAGCGCGCUGCAUCACGCCUUCCUGCAGCCCUGACUCCUUACAAUCUCAUCUGGUCAUAGAGUUCAUCAUACGAACACUCCUAGUCAUGAAGCUUUUACAAGUGGGAGGCUCCUUUGCACAGGCUGCCGGCUAGGUUAUGGGUACCACAACGGCGCCUAUUUCUGCCGUGAAGAAGUAAUGUGUAAGUAUUACUGUGUUUCGGUCUGAAGGGCGCUGUAACUAGUGAAAUUACUGGGCAAAGGAGAUUUAAGAUGUUACGUGUCUCAAGAGCGCAGUUGUAGUGCCGCUCAGAAUUUUUCGGGUUUUUCAAGAAUCCUGAGCGGCACUGUAUAGAAAUAGGCAGGGCGUAUGAAUUAGUAGUCUCGUCCCUUAUUUCAUAAAAAAAAACGAAACCUGUUUUGUAGUUCAUUUCAGAGAUUUAACUUUAUCUUAUGAAAUUAUUUUUCAUUAGGUGUUUUAUACAAACAAAAAGGGGAGUCGCAACAGCUCAUGCGAAUGGUUUUUGUUUCAAAAAUUGUAUAUUAUGGUUCUUAUAAGGUAACUACCGUAGUUGUUGGUGAUGUUGUGAAAAAAACCUAAUAAAUGUAAGAGUUGUACCUUUUUGAUGUCAUUGAUGUUAGAUGUGAUUGCUGUCUUGCAUGUAUGGUAUUGUGACAGCUGUACAGAGGGUAGAUUGAAGGAUAAUAUAUUCAAAUACUUAAAAAAAGGGUUUCAAAAUAAUUAAUUGAAAGUAAAAAAAUUACUAGCCAUUCGAAAAUUUAUACUUCGAACCCGAGAAGAACUGGCGCAAAAAAAAAAUCGGCCUUGAAUAGCCUGAGGGCGAUCGCCCUCUUCCUAAUCUGUGGUAUCAUUAAGAAUGUCACUUACGUUAUAGUAACCUUUACCAAAUAAAUGUUUUUAACAAUAUUUUUUUAAUUAUAUAAAGCAAAAAAAAAAAAUAACAAAAAAACAACCGAUUUCAAAAAGACUAUUCCAAAACAAUAGAUAUAAUGUGCACUAAAAAGUAUAAAAAUAAUUGCGUAUUUUUAUACAAUCUAAUUAAUUAAUCUAAUUCUAGUUACGAUUAUUGUUAUUUUUGGAAUCGGAAAUUUAAGAAUGGUUUUCUCAUGGAUGCCAUUGUCAGAUCUGGACCAAAUUACAAUGGGACCACACGGGAAGCACCAGCUUUCAAUUAAAAAUUAGAAUUAUCAAAAUCGGUUCACCCAGUCGAAAGUUUUGAGGUAACAAACAUAAAAAAAAGAAUAUACCAAUGAAUUGAUAACCUCCUCCUUUUUUGAAGUCGGUUAAAAAGCAAUUUGUAUUUUUCUAAAUCAUAUACCAGCUAUGGUUAUGAUUACGCGUGAGUAAGUUAUCCAUAUAAUACACCAAAUAAAUUAAUUAAUAAUAAUAUUAGGUAAGCUUGGCUACAACGUGGAGUGAAGAAAAUACAGAUAUGAUCUGUUAUACAUGAGCCAAGGUGUAAAAUGUUUGUUACUCAGUGUAUGCCAAAUUAUAAAACAACUUGUAUAUAUUUUAAUUGGUUGUUUGUGUGAUUUUAUAAGUUAUUAUUUGUUAUUAUUAUAAAUAUAUUAUUACUAGAUGAUGCCCGCGACUUCGUCCGCGUAGAUUAAGGGUUUUUAAAAUUAAUAAGCAGGUUUGGAAUUGAAGAUUAUCUCGUGUCCUAUUCCAGUUCCGGUUUCCGUUUUCGCUCCCGUUCCCAGCAUAUUGUACGAAUUUUAUGUCGAGGAAGAUUGCUAUGGCAAACUAAACCUAAAAUGACGUGAAUUUCAAUUUUUCAAAAUUCCCGCUGGAACCAUAGAUUUUUCCGGGAUAAUAUGUAGACUAUGUCCUUUCCCAAGCGUCACGCCAUGCCAUAAAACUUGUUUAACUUCAAAGAAAAGUGGUAGUUCAAACAGGCUCAGCAGUUUUAACUAUAACCAACAGCAAACAUUAGCAACCUACAAAUAAGACUUAGGAUAUGUGUAACAGGAUAAGUAGUGUUCAUAGCUCGAAAUGCUAUACUUUCACCACAAAACUUGUCUAAAAACACCAUGUUUGCGUGUUUUCUGCUUACUCUUCGCCUUAAAGGCAUCGCCCAGAACACACUAUCACUCAGCUACUCAAACAAAGCGCCAUGUGACGUUGCCUCACCUGAUUUAUAUAUAAGUGUCUUACAGCUGUGCGAGAGCUGCGGUCAUGCGGCCCGGUAUCCACCAAAACGGAGAGGAGAUAAGUCGCGAAGCUAUCAGGUUAUUUCCACUAAAGUGGAGAGGAGAUGUGCUGUACUUAUAACAACGCCUUCGGGGACACCGCUCGUCCGCCCGCCUACUUGCAUCUUCGCUCUGCCGUGCCGCUUGAUCGCUGGACGCGGCACAAAAAAAUAUAGAAAAGGAGACAUCUCCUCUCCUCUUCACUUGAUCCAUUUCCACCGAAGCUAAGCGAAGAGGAGAUAUGGAAAUAACGAUAUCUGAUUGGUUAUCAAAAAACAUCUCAUCUCCUCUCCGCUUUGGUGGAUACCGGACAUUACUACGACCGCAUUGACAUUACAUUAAAAAUGUGUUCUUGCACCUCAUAUUCUAUUUAUUGUCUUGAAUUUCAUAUAUUCAUUCCGUUUUGCCGUGAUUGACUAAAACUCAUCCACCUAUUCUAACCACUGAUGACUAAUCACUUUGGACUACGUCCUCAGUAUUGUAAGAAUAUUAAUAUUUACAUUACUUUGGUCUUGAUCUGCAUUAAGGGAUUGUACUGUCACCGUAGUUAGCACGUUCACUACCACAGAGUACCAUUGUAUAUACUAGUAAUAGAGAGUUACCUCAACUGUUUUGGGAAAACAGAGUAGCGCCAUCUGUUAGCGUGUUUUGAUAACCUACUUUAAAAUUAUGUUACCUACAUAACUAUGGUUAUAAAAUAUUAAAACAACAAUAAUUUUCAAGUGAUUUUUUUAUAACAUUAAUUAUUGUAAUAACAAUUUUCGUUUUAGAAUGAUUAUUAUUAUUUAUGAGUGAACAAAUGAACUCGACAGUUAAAGGUGUAAAGCACAAACAAUAAAACUCAGUCUGUUCUUCCAGAAAAAUUACAGAACACAACAUACAAAACAAGUAGGUAUGGGCGGCCAUUUGUCAAUUAUUAUUGUGCCGUGCACGUGACAUUUAAUGUUUUAGAUUUUUAAUAUGACAGCAGCGACAUAUCUGUGCAGGUUUUGUACUUAUUAUAAUGCUAUCAAAUUGAAAUGCUUAAUAUAUUUAGUUCUUACUACUGCAAUAUUUUGGUACUUUUUAUAGCUAUGCGUAUACCUUAUUACCGUUGCGAUAUAUCUAAGAUUGUACCUAUACUCUGUUCACUACUAUGCUCAGAUAUGGUCUAGAGAUACUACUAUAUACUACUCAUUUUAAAACAUUUUUUGUAGAGAGAGAGAGAGAGAAAUGUACUGAAUGUCUUCUGUGUGUUACCACAAAUGCAAAUUUUGUUAAUUUUUAAAUAAGUUACGUUUUAAUAUAUUAAAAUUGAUUUUUUUUUA
Leptidea sinapis is the source of this 4485-nucleotide messenger RNA. It is a transcript of the gene Cdc7, whose product is annotated as cell division cycle 7-related protein kinase-like. Gene Ontology annotation, molecular function: protein serine/threonine kinase activity; ATP binding. Gene Ontology annotation, biological process: protein phosphorylation; mitotic DNA damage checkpoint signaling. Lineage: Eukaryota; Metazoa; Arthropoda; Insecta; Lepidoptera; Pieridae. The record is from RefSeq and is a predicted model, not a curated record. Bases 33 to 1022 code for a protein of 329 amino acids. The transcript has 8 exons. Gene Ontology annotation, cellular component: nucleus.